Messenger RNA from Dreissena polymorpha, 3148 nucleotides. RefSeq lists its product as uncharacterized. Lineage: Eukaryota; Metazoa; Mollusca; Bivalvia; Myida; Dreissenidae. The coding region runs from base 1 to 1098 and encodes 365 amino acids. The transcript is spliced from 7 exons. The record is from RefSeq and is a predicted model, not a curated record.
AUGGCUUCUGACGAAGAUGUUCCUCCUCUGGAGGAUAUGUCGGAGCUAAUCCAACAAGUGGAUGCUCUCAGAGCGCUAAAGAAAGGACAGCAGCUUAGCAGACCUCUUCAAAAUGGGCAUGGAGAUACAAAAGUACCAAAUGGUAGCGAACAGGCUAAACAAAAUGUUAAAGCAGAACAUCAGAAAGAUGCUGCAUCUGUAAAAAUACCUCAGCCAGACACAAAAGACUCUAAACCAAACACUUCUUUAAAAUCCACUCCUACAAAUAUAUCAUCAGCAUCAUCACCAUCAGCAUCUGCUUCAUCAUCGGCCACUGCAAGCUCAACAUUUGGUGGAUUGAAGAAAGGCUUUCUGUUUGGUGGGGCUCCAGAAAAAGCAGCUGUCAAAAAGCCAGAUGCUGCUGCACAGCAAACAAAGACUGCAACAGCAUCGAGUGAUGUUAAAACAUCUGAGGAUAUUCCAUUUGUGAAAAAGACUGAUUCUCAAAAAUCUGGCUACCGGUUUUCUGAAGUUCAAGAAGCCAUGGCUAAAACUAAUGAAAAAUUAAUGCAAAAUAAAGAAUGGGUAACAGACGAUUUACUCACUAAAUUAGAAAAAAAUGAGAAAUUAGCAAAACGAUUACAGGACCCCACAUUUGUCCGAGCCAUAGCAGAGUUCCAACAGAAUCCCCAACAGGCCCUCUUGAAGUAUGGAGAGAACAAGGAAGUGCAGGACUUCUUCCAAGACUUCUGCGGCCUCAUGGGUGAACAUUUCAACAAGCUUGCCGACAGCAACAGUGGCCCAGGUUCAGCCCCGUCUCCAAUUCCCACCCCCCAGGCAACCAUAUCCAGCAGGACCCCCCAGGGUGGGGCAGACCUGUCCGUACGUAGCAGCACCAACCCCCGACAGGCCACUGCUCAAGAUGAGGCUCGAAUGCAGGAGAUUCUGUCUGACCCGGAAAUUCGGGAAAUACUUGUGGAACCAAAGAUUCAACAAUUGUUUGAGAGCUUGAGAAAUAAUCCUGCAAAUUCCCAAAGGAUACUACAGACCUCAGAUCCAUCCAUGAGGGCCAAGAUCCACAAACUGGUUCAAGCCGGCUUGCUGCAGUUCCAGGGUUGACAUGAGGGCCAAGAUCCACAAACUAGUUCAAGCCGGCUUGCUGCAGUUCCAGGGCUGAUUGUCACAUUAUAUAACAAAGUGCAAAUCCUGCUCUCUGUGAUAGAUCAUGUGACAUAUCAUGUGAUAGAUCAUGUGACACAUCAGCUAAUGUCAGACCUACUCACAGCCGCUCCCUGCUACAGGCAUUUGUUUUGUGUCAUAUGUUACAUUGCUGUGAGGCAACUUUGCCUGCAUUCAAAACAGGGCCAGAGAGCUGAAAACUCAAAGCAGCAACUAAAGCUUAUAGUGUUUUUUUUAUAUUUUGGUUUAACCCUUUGCAUGCUGGGAAAUUUGUCGUCUGCUAAAAUGUUGUCUGCUGAAUUUCUAAAAUUAGCAUUUUCUUGGAUUUUUUUUAAAGAAUACUAUCAGAAUAGCAAACAGUUUGGAUCCUGAUGAGACGCCACGUUCUGUGGCGUCUCAUCUGGAUCCAAACUGUUUGCAAAGGCCUUCAAAAUUUGGUUCCAGCACUGAAAGGGUUAAGCUAUAACUCUAAAUGAAAUAAUCAAAUUUUAAUCUAUGUUUUUGUUGUAAACUCAUAAAAAGUUUGAAUUUUUUUCAAAUGUAAGAUAAUCAUAUUGCUUCUUGAAUGUUAUUUAUGUAUUUACUAAGCUGGCUCAAAUGUCAGUUAGGUUUUGGUCAACUGAGUCCAGCAAUAGAAUGAUAUGGCUUGUGACAGCUGCUCAUGAUACAUUAUGGUUGUAACAAACUUUAACCAUAUAAUAAAUUGGGUAUGUAACUGGUUGCACAAUCUCACAUGGGAUUAAUAAGUCUAAAUUAUUAGGUCAUCUAUGACACUAAUGAGGUUAAAGAAUGGUUUAUAUGCUUUAUGCGCCAUAGACUGCAGGUUGUAUACUGAACUUCAUUUGUAGUUUUUAUGAAACUUACUAUUUUACAUGAUAAGUCUCAGCCUAUCUGUAUUAUAUAAACUGUUAUUAACUAAACAACGCUUUAACAACUUUACUCCUAAAAGAACACUUUCUGAGAAAUGGUUUAUUAAAAUCGAUAUUCCACCGAAUCCAACAAUUUUCAUUUUACAUUAUGCUUUUUUUCACAGUUUAUAUACUUUGUUAAAGAGUUUAACUAACGAAUUUAGCUGAGACAAUACGUCAUUUAACAGUAAACAAUGAAAAUUAUCGAUCAUUUUCACUGAUAAUUUUCACUGUUUGAAACAGUGAAAUUAUUGGUUAUAAUUCACUGAUGUUUCUCUAUAAACCACUGGAAAGCAUUAAAUAAAUAAUAUGUCUUAUGUUCUCUGUAAUUAGGGUGCAAAACUACUAGACUGUUUUGCAAUAAAUUGCCAUCAUGAAAACAAAAACUGAUAUAAUAAUAUUGUAAGCAUGAGUUGUCAGCUAUACAUAGCUUAUAAAACCCAUUAUAUUAAGGUAAUAAAUAUUGAAUGGAGUUUAAGGAUUAUGUAAUGAGUGACAAUCAAUACAGUUAAGACAGAUAUAGUAAGAUGGCAAUGUCUAGAUAUCAAUUCAAAUGUUGGGUUCCGUGCAAAACAUUACGUAAAUGAACUCUUAUUUUACAAAAAUUACUUUUUUUAACAUUUGUAUUACAUGUAUGUAUACAAUUUUUUUUACAGCCAUCUGAAAGUGUUUGAUUAAAAAUUAUUGUCCCGUAAUGGUUAAAAACUUGCCUGUAGUAAUUACAGUUGAAGUACACGAGGUGGUAUGUUGACCUGCACACAAAUACUGAUAAUAAUACUAAAUAAUUAUUGAUCUUCAAACAAAUACAAAUUAACAAUUAGAUGGUUUUACUUAAUUUUGUUUUAAAGAUAUUUAGUUUCUAUUUCAUAAUGGAAAAUCAUUCUUGCUUGUCAGUAUAUACAUUCUAAAAUAUUGUCAGUUAGAGGUCAAGUUGCAUUAGGCAGGGGAAAUGUUAACAACCUAACACUCUGAAACUAAAUGCAAGUUUGUUACUGACAAUAUUGUCAGUAAUAUGUUGUGUUAAUUACUUAUAUGUAAAAACUCUGAUAUAUUUAUCAAGGAUAAUAAACAAUUAAAACGUU